This is a messenger RNA of Brassica oleracea var. oleracea, 2718 nucleotides long. RefSeq lists its product as uncharacterized. NCBI's taxonomy places the organism in Eukaryota, Viridiplantae, Streptophyta, Magnoliopsida, Brassicales, Brassicaceae. The record is from RefSeq and is a predicted model, not a curated record. The coding region runs from base 1 to 2718 and encodes 905 amino acids. The transcript is spliced from 2 exons.
AUGUCGUCGGCUCAGGGGUCAUCGAGGCAGCAGAAGGGGAACUCAGUUGCGGUGGCAUCGGCUCCGGCAAGGGGUCCAGACGGAAGCUGUAUCGGGGAUCUCGAGUCGACUCAUCACGAGGCGAUGAUGGACACAGUUGAUUUAUCUCGCUCCCAGAGGCUUUUGGUCGCAGAUGCUACACAGCUUGCAAGGGAAGGGAGCGAGAACGUCGUUGUGGGGGAUGCGACGGAGUGCGCGAGAGACGGACAGAGUGGGGCGGUGCCCGUUGAUUCGAUUACCCUGAGGGUUCGCGCAGUGGAAGACGAUUCUCUGGAAGACGACGACUCCGAAGCCGAGUUGCUUCCGACGACCUUCUAUCCGGAAGGGAUUUUCGAGGAGCUUCCGCGAUUACAUCCCGAUUUAUUGCGCCCUGCUUUUGUGGCUGGUCAAGAUUGGGACGGUGUGGAGGAAACUAAGUCGACCCUGAGGAGCGUGAAGAGGACUCUUCGGGCCAAGAACGCUACAGGCGUGACCUUCCUCAUUCCUACGAAGGAGCAAAGGCCUUGGUCUCCUCCGAUCACGUACCAGACAGUAUACGAGUCUUAUUUCCAGGAUGACACUCGCUGUUGGUUUCCCAUCCCGCGACUGAUCCCCGCGUACGCUAGGCGGCGAGAUAUCGCGAUUAGUCAGCUACUGAACGGCUCGCUGCGACUAGCCGUCACUUUGUCAGUUCUAGCGGAGGAGAUUGAUAUGCCGAUGAGCGUCAGGUCGUUCGAGGAGAUGACCUCGAUAACCGAUAUGAAGGACGGAACCUACUCGGUGAAGAUUCGACCAAACUGCAAUGUGUGCGCCGGUCAUCCGAACAAAACGCAGAAUUGGCAGCGUUCCUACUUCUUCAUCAAAUCUGACGACUCGGCUUUCGAGGAGCCUCCUCGAGAGGACUAUCGGGUCCUGUGGAACCGUUCUUGUGGUAGAAUAUCUAGUCGCGAGCUACGUAUUCGCACCAAGCGACUAGAUAUCUUCCCGAAGGACAUCCAGAACCAAAUUUCUGAAGCAAAGAGGAUGGGAACUCUUCCCGAUUUGAGCGCGAUGUUAGCCGCCCAGCUAGGACUGGCUAGCGAGGAAGGACCCUCAGCUACGGUUCCUCGCACGGUUUGCCCUUCUGGCGCUAGAAGCGCGGGGAAGGGUAAGAAAAGGAAGAGGGGUGGCUCGGGAGUCGAGGGGAGCGCCGAGGAGGCGAGCGACGUUCCUCCUUCCGGCGAACCCAAGAAGAAAAAGAAGACGAAGAAGAAGAAGAAGAGGACGAAGAGGCCUGUUGACGAGCAGUCGGAGAAUCCCGAGGAGCCAACUGAGAUUGAGGAGGGUGAUGUUCAAGAAGAAGAACUUCAACCCGAAGAGGAGGCUUUUGAGGCUGAAACCUCGGGAGAACAGGACGAUGCGGUGGAAGUUGGUGAAAGGGAGGAAUCUGAAAUUCCUCUUAACGCCGCCCGUUCAGAUGGUUCUGAAGAAGACAGCGGAGAGUCGCCGCUUUUGAUCAGGAGACUUAACGACGAAGUUGGCGAUGAGGCGCGACCUCCUAUUCUGGCGUCUUCUCGUGAAGGAACUCCGGUCCUUAUUGGGGAAGGGGUCGUUCAGGUCGGCACUUCCUCUCGCAGCUCCGCUAUCUUGAAGAGGGUGCCUGGAGUCAACUUUCCAGAUAAGGUUUUGUUUCACUACGAGGGACCGGCCCCUCUAGCGUACGUUCCCGAGAAGUGUGGAGAGUUCCUUCGUCAAUUAAGGGGGAGGGCGAAACCUUUGCCCGCUGUGAAGGACCUCAUCUUUGGAGGGGAUAGUGCGAUGAACGUCGUGAUCGACAAGUACGACACUGCCCUGAAGGGAGCUUUAGGCGAACUCGAGCUGGCUAAGAAGGAGUGCGCGGAGAAAGAGGAAGCUUCUGGUCGCCAGCUGAAUGCGUCGAGGGCCGACGUCAAGAGGCUUAACGGGAUGGUUGCCCGCAUCAUUGCUCGAAGAGACGAGCUCAAAGCCGAGUUGGAGGUGUCCCGAGGAGUCGUUCGUGAGCUCGAGCGGAAGAACGCCAAACUUGAGAGCGAGAAGGUUUCGCUCGCUGCGUCUCAUGAAAGAGAAAUGAGGCGCCUUGGAGACUCCAGGAUCCUAGAAGUGACGAGGGAAAGAGGAAGAGUUGAGGCCGAGAUGGCCGCAAAAGCUAAUCGUCAUUUCGCUAGGAUUCGCUCCCGAGAAGGGCGACGAGGUCCCUACGAGGAGGCCCGGUUGCUUCAUAGCCAAGCCUUCGGAACCAGGAAAUGCCUUGAGGCUUUGAAGAGGGCUGGGAGCGACAUCUCGCAAGCGACUAUCGAGAUAUUCGCCGAGAAAGAGAAGAAGUGCGAGGAGGAAGCCGAGAAGCUUAGGGUGGGCGAGGUACCCGAGGAAGAUCUCACCCUUUCUCCUCUCGUACUUGAUUCUCAGUUUGUGGAAGCUCGAAUCGUGGCGAGUCUCGAUCCGUAUGGAUCCAACGCCGGCUUGAUCGAUCCGGAGAUUUCAGCGAGUCUUCGCGUUCCGCUUGCUCAUCCGACUGAAGAGCGGUGUGAAGACCCGACGCUUCUUCUUGAAGAUCCUUUGGCCGAUCCAGAGAUCGUCGCGAGAUCAGGUGAAAUGCAUGCUUCUCCGGCUGCUCGUGAGUCAAGCGUCAGGGCUUCGGAGCCCUCCGUCCUCAACGAUCGCGAGACCGAUCGGGAAGCUUAG